AUGUCUUCUUCAGAGAGCAGAUUAUCAGACGUUGGUGAUCCUCUGCCCAUCGUCUCAGAUGAUGAGAUUGCACCUGAGCCGGAGAUACUUACGUCAGACACAAAGAGUGAUCCUGACAUGCUAUCAGAUGACAAGGACGACUUCCAGCCGUUCGCGUUGCCGGACUUUGGCGAUGAUUUACCCCUUGCUGAUGGUUUCCCAGACGAGGAUCCUUUUGUCGUUCCUAUUCCAGUCCAUGAUCACCUCAUCAUUGGGCAUCCCAAUGGUGAGCACAUCGUGGCUCCGAUCCUCGAUCCUGUUCCUCUCGUGGGUGAUGGAAAGAUUGAUGAGGAUGUUAUUGCUGUCCCACCUCCUGAGAUUCCUGUCAUUGAGAUAUCCUCUGAUUCUAGUUUGCACUCUGUUUCAGACUCCUUUGAGUCUGUGACGUCUUCAGCUUUACAGGCAGUCGGAUUACAGCGUUAUGCUACUGAUUCUGAUGAUGACACAGCUAUGUCUGCUGCACCAUCUCCUCCACAUGACCCCGAGCCUGGUCCUGAGCCAGAUCUUGUUCCUAUUAAUCAGCCUAAUGUUGCACCUGCUGAUCCUGAGCCGAUACCUGACCCUGACCAUGUUCCUUUUGGUUUACCAGACAUUACAACCCUUAUUCCUGACCCAGCUCCUGCACCCGUUGAUCCUCCAGUUGUUGAGCCAUUUAUUCCUCCACCCGCACCCGCUGAUGUUGCUCCUCUCCCUCCUGUUGAGUCAGAUGUCCAUCGCACUCAUUUGCCUAUCGUUCCCUGCACCCCGUCCAAGGGAAGGUACUUCAGGUCAGCACCUGCGUGA
Helianthus annuus (common sunflower) is the source of this 822-nucleotide messenger RNA. RefSeq names its product pistil-specific extensin-like protein. The coding region runs from base 1 to 822 and encodes 273 amino acids. The record is from RefSeq and is a predicted model, not a curated record. The transcript is spliced from 2 exons. Lineage: Eukaryota; Viridiplantae; Streptophyta; Magnoliopsida; Asterales; Asteraceae.